This is a messenger RNA of Antechinus flavipes (yellow-footed antechinus), 297 nucleotides long. Its product is annotated as biogenesis of lysosome-related organelles complex 1 subunit 2-like. Gene Ontology annotation, cellular component: BORC complex; gamma-tubulin complex; BLOC-1 complex. The record is from RefSeq and is a predicted model, not a curated record. The coding region runs from base 1 to 297 and encodes 98 amino acids. Lineage: Eukaryota; Metazoa; Chordata; Mammalia; Dasyuromorphia; Dasyuridae. Gene Ontology annotation, molecular function: gamma-tubulin binding. Gene Ontology annotation, biological process: lysosome localization; endosomal transport. The transcript has a single exon.
AUGUUCUCCAAGAUUUCCAUGUAUCUGACCAGCAAUCUGACAACCAUGAGGGAAGAAUAUAAGUUUCUGGAAAAAAUGAACAAACUGAACAUUUUGAAAUAUCUAGAAAUGAAAGAUAUUUCAGUAAGCUUAAAUAGAAACCUAAAGAACCAAAAGCAGAAAUAUGCAGCAUUUCAGCCUUAUCUGGAUCAGAUCACUUUAAUUAAAAACCAAGUAGCAGUUCUUGAGCAAGCAGCCUAUAAACUGGAUGCAUCUGAAAAGAAACUAGAAGCAAAGUACAAGAAGUUAAAGAGGUAA